UACUGCGCUAGAACGAGCCCAUUAGCUAAAGGUACCAAUAUGGCGGAGGCUUCCCUAGGGAGUUCAAGUCCAGUUGGCUCUUUAUCAUCAGAGGACCAUGACUUUGACCCAACAGCAGAAAUGUUAGUUCAUGAGUAUGAUGAUGAGAGGACUCUGGAGGAGGAAGAAUCUCUGGAAGGAGGGAGGAAUUUCAGCUCAGAGAUUGCAGAUCUUGAAAAGGAGGGUAACAUGCCUUUGGAGGAGCUUUUGGCCAUCUAUCGCUAUGAGGCCUCAGCGGGCUCUAGUAUAGACAGCUCAUCUGGAGACCUGACUGAUGAGCUGCCUGACAUGACUCUGGACAAGGAGGAAAUAGCCAAAGACCUGCUCUCUGGGGACUAUGAGGAGGAGACCCAGUCCUCGGCAGAUGAUCUGACCCCUUCAGUCACUUCUCAUGAGGCUACUGAUUUCUUCCCAAGAACACUUCGAUCAAACGCUAUCUCUGAUGGUGAUAAAGAGUCAGAAUGUGAUGAUGAUGGGCCAAGCCCAGAGGACUCCAGAAAGGAAAUAAUGGUGGGGACACAGUACCAAGCAGAGGUUCCGUCUGGCCUCUGUCACUACAAAGAUGGGGAGAAAGUUUAUGAGGAUGAAGACGAGUUAUUAUGGAGCCCAGGUACAUUGCCAGAAAACAAGGUUAGGACUUUCCUGUCUGAUGUGUUGUCACGGACAACAGAUGAAAAGACAGGAUGUGACAAACCAUGGAUGCAUGUUCGAGACAAUGAGCAGGCUUUGUAUGAGCUUGUCAAGUGCAACUACAACACUCGUGAAGCACUGGAGAGACACUGCAGCCGUGUGAAGUCCUCAAAAGAAAAAUCACCUCCGUGGUCAGAAGAGGAAUGCAAGAACUUUGAGCAUGCACUACAAAUGUAUGACAAGAAUUUUCACCUCAUACAGAAACAUAAAGUAACAACACGAACAGUAGCGGAAUGUGUGGCGUUUUACUACAUGUGGAAAAAGUCAGAACGCUUUGACUUCUUUGUGCAACAGAAUCGGUUUGGGAAGAAAAAAUACAGUAGCUAUCCCGGUGUAACGGAUCUAAUGGACAGGCUGGUGGACGAAGCAGAGGGACUAGCCGUGGACAGUUCCUCCUCUGUGUGUUCAGGAGCAGGUGGAGGAGGAAGGCUGGAGACCACCACAGACCAACAGCUCAGCCUGCUUAACUCCAUCACUGCCAGCGAUCUCACAGCUUUGAGUAACACUGUAGCUACAGUGUGCAACCCUGCAGAGGUUGGUUGCAUGGACUCCUACAGCUUUCCUCCACUGGAAAGUCUCCAUCGUGGGACCCUGAACCACGACGAAUCCCUUGGGUUCCCUUCUAAUGGCGCAGACCCCGACUGCCUCAACAUGCUUGAUGCUGGCUUCUACCACUCUGAUCUGGGCCAGCUAGGAGGAGUGUGCGUCAACAAGGACUGCGAGCGGCCCUCUAAGAGACUCAAGAUGGCCCUGCCUGACUCCUUUAUCAAUGACGUGUCUGUGGGUAACCUUGGAGUGGACUUCGAAGCGCGACGGACAACAACGCACCACCACCGAAUCACCGGCGCCAAAAUGGCAGUGUCUGUCACAGACUUUGGGAGUUUGGCAGGUAGUGGUGAGCCUAAUGGUUUUCUGGGAGCACAUGCACGGCACCACACACAGCACACUGCGGCACUUCAGUCAGAGUGAUCUUCCUUGUCUUCACCUCUUGUUCUUCCCUUUUGAAACCCCAUUUCCUGCUUGUACAUAAGACUGACCUCACUGGAGAAUUCAAUUUGUUUAAAUUUUAUUAUAUAUAUAUAUAUAUCUAUAUAUAUAUAUAUGUAUAUGAAUAUACUUUUUUGUUUUCAUUUUUUGUGUAAUAUGACAUCAGUGAUGUCUAUCAUAUAGAACUAAAAUCUUGAUUUCUCUCAAGA
Molecule: messenger RNA, 1925 nt
Organism: Plectropomus leopardus (leopard coralgrouper)
Lineage: Eukaryota; Metazoa; Chordata; Actinopteri; Perciformes; Serranidae
Gene: mier3b
Product: mesoderm induction early response 1, family member 3 b
Biological process (GO): negative regulation of transcription by RNA polymerase II
Cellular component (GO): nucleoplasm
Molecular function (GO): transcription corepressor activity; histone deacetylase binding
Source: RefSeq, a predicted model, not a curated record